Molecule: messenger RNA, 3954 nt
Organism: Sclerotinia borealis F-4128
Lineage: Eukaryota; Fungi; Ascomycota; Leotiomycetes; Helotiales; Sclerotiniaceae
Source: the annotation of a GenBank genome assembly
AUGGUAUUCGCCUGGUUUCAACGGGCUACCUCGCCUACUAUUUUUGCAGAUCAAUCCGCACUGUUGUCUCCGCUACUCAAGGAUAUCUCUGGGACACCCGAAGGAGACUUGAAUCGCAGAAAUUUGAAUUAUGGGGUGGAACUAGAAUACGUUUUGGCAUUCCAUGAGCUAGAACUCGAUCUUACAGAUACUUUUGGGCGCGGCCCUGACCAUGGAAUUGAGAAAAAUGUCCCAUUAGCCCUUCGUCGCACACCAGCGUGGAGUCCAGCUGUCACGGCACGCCUUGGCAGAACUUCCAAUCUCAUUUACAAUAGUUGGGGUAUUCUUGAAAACAACGUCAAGAGUGAAGCUAUUAUGAGGCCCUAUGACCUCGAGCCACAAUCAAUAGUAUUGAGAAAAUUGAACGAGAAGGUUGCACUGGUCAGAAAUAAAGUUCAGCACAGGGGAGAACAAGAAUCAUCAGAUAAGGUUGAUGGAGCCUACAAUCAAUGGAUCGUUGCGACAGAUAGAACAGUCGUUGGUCAAGGUUCCGCAAAUCUUUAUAAAUGGUUGCCACGUCUCUCUAGCAAUGUUUGGAAAAAUUGGGAUUCUUAUGGCAUCGAAGUGAUAUCUCGAGUUCUUGGAAGCAACAACGUUCAAGAUAGAGUCGAGCUUGAAGAAGUGGUCAACACACUUAAGGGCGACGGCGAAGAUCUAUAUGAAGGCUUUAUCACAAAUCAAUGUGCUCUGCAGGUUCACGUUGAAGUCCUCGAUCUCGACGUCCUGAAAGAAUUAGCGGGCAUUCUGUUGAUUUACGAAGAGGAGAUAUCAAAGCUACAUCCUAGAUGUCGUCGUCCAGGACAUCGUGUUGCUAGAAGCAACCUUACGAGUAAUCGCACGAGAAUAUUCCUAGGCCCUAAUUUUGUCCUUUCUGAUGAGAACACACCGCUGCUCUGGGACCAGCGUACGACGACAUCUCUCUUGAGGCAACGAAGAACAAUUCAGCAGAUUCGCGAUGAGAUUAGUAAGCUUCGAGACGAAACGGAGGUCGCUGAAUACAUGUGUUUUCCUGGAUUAUCCAGGCUCAGGGUCGUAAAUUUUAGACCAUUGACACGUCCAACACGACCCUCAACCAUUGAAUUUCGACAAGCUCGUGGUUCACUAGAUAUAGAAGAUGUCACUCAUUGGGUCGAUUUCUGCGUGGGGCUAGUACAGCUUGCGGAACACUAUUUUCACAAUCCAGACGCCAGAAUUAAGAAUUGGGCUGAAGAUGUCGAUGUCGACGACAACGGUAAAAAGCUUGAUAUAUUCCAUUUGUUGGAAGAAAUGCAAUUUGAUGAGGAGACCAUGAGAUAUUGGCAACAUAGAAUCGCUAAGUAUAUGGUGGUGGGGAGGGAUGAGGACGAGCGAAGUGAUAUUGAGAAUAUUCCCACGGAAAAGAAAACCAAAUCACCUUCCAAAACCCCCUCUGGUCCAGGAGCACGACCUGGCGGAGCACCACUCAAGUCUCCUCCCGAUGGAAGACCCCCACGACCUCCUGGAGGAUCGAAGGACAAAACAUCAACGCUAGCCGCCCCACUGAAGCCAAAACCUACUAAAACAAUUUUACCCCCCGUACCUCCAUUAUACUCUCCCACUACUCCAGCGGUUCCGUCAAAAACCCCAAAACCUAUAGAAACGCCUAGCAAAGUUAUUUCACCGAGAAAACUUGCUUUGAUGAAAAUGUUGGAAGCAAAGGAUGGUUCCAAUAAACCCUUCUUUGAUGUAGACACUGCUGAAGGCUCUACCAUUCCACCACCAUCUCCCGUUCAUACCCCAGCUGAGUUACAUAUUUCUGCUGCUGCUCCACCGCGUCCACCACUUCUACCACUUCCACCGCCUUCCUUCUCAUUGGCAGGAUUAUAUAAACAGACAAGUGUCGCGCCACCUCCACCAAGACCUGGAUUUUCGAUUCCUGCUACUGCUCCUCCACUUCCACCAACAUCAUCCUCAUUGAUAGGGCCAGAUAGCAAGACAGGCACAUUGCCAUUUGACCCAAGAUUGGAAGAUCCGUUUGUUGGGGAUGAUAUUCCACGCCCCGAAGACUUUUAUACAAGAUACAAUACUGCAUCAGAUCCCUUCAAAGCAACAGGAGUACCCGGCACUGUCCAAUAUCCAGAUAUUACCGGCUCUGGAGGUGUUACUUUUGCUACACCAGGGAGAGUCGGCGUCGUGGGUGAUGGGAAACAGCAAGAAAAGCCAGAGACGUCAAAAGAGCCAGAGAAAGAUCUGGGGACAGCCGAUACUACUCAUUAUAUGAAACUUCCAGGUGGCAGAUAUGCUAAAGUAACAUCAUUCAGUUAUUUUCCUGGUGUAAAAACAAUUUUCGUGCCAAAUCCCAAUUACAAAUGGGACGAUUUUACGACAGAUUCAGAUAAGGAACCCACGACUGGGAUUUUUACCGAUGAUAUUUUUAAAGAUCCCAUGGAUAUAGAACCAAUAGUGACAAGCUCGACUAUUGAAGCUUCUUCCACGCAACCUGCAUGGGAUGAUGAAGAACAAGUACCCUCAGAUGAUGAAUUCAAGACUGGGAUUCUUUCCGGUAAUAUUGGACAUCCUAUCGAUACACGUCCAACAGUAACAAGCUCAAUUAUUCAGCCUACUUCCUCGAAACCUGCAUGGGAUGAUGAAGAAGAAGUAGUCUCAGAUGAGGAACCCGUGUCCAGAACGGUUCCUAGUAUCCAAAAAUCUCUCUCAACAACUCAGGCUCCGGUCAAAAUACCCAAGGCUCCAGUCAAAUCACCUAAGGCUCCAAUCAAGUCACCUAAGGUUCCAGUUGGAUCACUUUCCAAGCAACAGCUCGAGGAAUUGGUUGCUGGAACGUUUGGUAAAACACAAGCCCAGGUUUCCCACUCAAUUCCUACGGUUCCUAUAUCAAGUUUGUCCUUGAAGAGACACGCAGAAGACCUUUCAGCAGAUAAGAAAGAUGGCAAAAAACAAAAGCCGAGCCCUAAGUCUCCCCGUACGCCCGGUUCUAAGCCCACAGGUCAAUACUCGUUCGAUGUCAUCCUCGAUGUAUUAAACUCCUACAACGGCUUACCCCAGCAGGAAUUUGAAAGGCGGGUGAACGACUUGUACGAUACUACUCAGGAAAAUAAAGAUGUUGUAUCACGGGCCGUUGCACACCAUGCAAAAAAUCAUCGGAUACCACUGCCCUCUCAUGUACCGGGACAUAGCGAUUCAAGGGAUACGACGAUCGCUCAAAAGAUCCAGAACGAGUGGAGACCGAAACCCGAUACAAGUGGGGACGAGGCGUUUGCUAGGAUGCUUGAAGCAGAGGGCGAGCCUCCGCUUACGGACGAGGAGCUUGCACUUAUAUUAGCCAGACAGCAGGAGGAAGAGGAAGCCACACGUCGUGCGGGAUCCAGAGUCGUCGCCCAAGAAUUGAUAGUUAAACACCCGCCACUCACUAAAUUUGGACCGGAGAGGCUGGAUACUGUCAACGCCGGCACUGUUCAUGAGAGACUUAGAAUCCAAAAUUUCAGAAGAAAUGAAUGGGAUGUGUUACCUACGCCAGCUUCUGUUUCUGGUCGAUUCGGUCAAUGCGGCGCAGCCGCCGUUGCAAAUGCUAUGCGUCAUCAAUAUCCCAAUGAGCCAUGGACCCGAGGCCUAACCCCAGAAAACUUUUUGAGAAAAUGGGUUGACACAGUUCCGAGAGUCGGAGAUGCAGGGCGGCGGGACUAUUAUGACGAGGAACAGCUCAAUAAUGCCGUGCAGCGCCUUACCAAUGGGCAGCUGCAAAUUGCAGUGGUCCACGAAGGUUUGGAAACUCAGGGCUUUGCUAGAAAUAACGCUCUCUUGACCGCAAAUGGUGAGCGGGCUAGGUAUCUAUAUUUACACUUGAUUCAUUCAGGUUUCAGACAACAAGGUGGAGUCGCUUCUUAUAUGCAUUGGGAAGCAAUGUCUAGAAAACGUGGUGUUACAGAGCAUAAGUAA